CAACAAAUCAGUGGAGUCAGAUUUAGCAGGCGCGCGAGGGUGCACCUGUUGGGAAAGUAACUCACCUGCGCUUUACCUCGGAUUUACCAUUUCAUUCAAAAUGCGUCAAUAAGUAUAGAGCUGACCAGUCGUAGCUGCGUUUUAACUUAUCUAUAAUCAUGAGGAAGGGUCUGAAUUUUCUGGGUCGGAAGAACCAGUCUCUUUUCGACACCAAUACCAAAAUGAAGGACAUGGACAAUGUGGAGCUGGUGCUGGAGUCAUCAGCGAUCCCCGAGUCGGGGACUGCCAGUGUGCGGGCCAGACCCACCGUCAAGCAUCAUGCUUUUAACGUUUUUUCCCCCUCACAGUCCACAUCUGACAGUUUUCAAGGAUUUGCCGUCCCGACACCCAAAGUCCCCCUCCUCCCACCGAUCAAUGGUCCAAAGACCAACGGCUCAAUUGGUGGACAUCACCUUUCCAAUGGAUCUGUUAUAUCUGUGCCCGACCUUGUGGAGGGGGAAGUAUUUGUUCCUCCUCCCCCUCCCUCAAUGGCGCCUCCACCCCCUCCACAGACUUUUGUCCCUCCUCCACCAGACUUCAUGGGCGACCUGAACACUCUAAAUUUGGCAAAACCGUCCUCACUGGCACCCUUCGCGGAUGAAGAAGACUUUACCUUCAUUAAACCGCCACCAAUGGCUCCGCCAAAGCCUCCAUCUACUUGCUCUUUAUCAUCUGUACCCAUUUCUAGCCCUUCGCCAGGCAACCUACCUGAGUGCCCAGCUUUUGCCCCACCUCAGCCUCCUUCUGAAAAGGCACUUAGGUCUCUUAAGAAACCACCUGAAAAACCCAUCAGACUGUCCUCUAUGUUCAACUUUGACUCCCCACCACAGAGCCCUGCCCCACCUCCCCGUGUGCAGAGAGCAGCAGUGUCCAGUUUCAAUCCCAGAAACACAGCAAAGCUUUACAAUGUUCCUCAGCCCUCAAUUCUCAGCGGGUAUCAGGAACAUGACCCAAGACCAAAGCAGAUGUUACUCCUGGAAGAUUCUGCAUCUGUUGACUCUGCUCAAGUGCUUGUUGCGGUGGAAGGGAAAUCCCCUAAAUUGGCCACACCGUCCAAACCAGUUCUCAAAGAAGUACAGGAACUGAAAGAGUCAUUACACAUAACCCAAACCCCUUCACCACGCCUGCCUGAGCCAACAAAGGAGGCUAAAGCAGCGAUAGUUCUAACAAAGCCAGACAUUGGCAAAUCUCUCCAGCCUCCACCUCAGACUUCACCACAGCUUCAGAGACCAAAGGUUUCUCAGGUGAAUUCAGAGACAGUCAACGACAGACUUGAAGAAUCUCCAAGUCAAAGUCGCAAAUUCAAAUACAGUCCGUUAAUAGAUCGCAAACUACGCAGCCUGAAGAGUAAUGAAUCUAACGGGGCACGAAAUGGACCUGUAGCCUCGCCACUGGCUCUUUUGAAGGCGGCUAAAGACAGAGAUAAACACAGAUCGAGUCACACUCUGUCACGGGAAAACAGCAGCAAGUCACAUCAGGAGCCUAGUGCAAUCAUUCAACCGAGUGACUCAAGUCCCAAUUCCUUUAUCGUCAGCCCAAGGUCAAGCUCAACUUAUUCUCCAACAUCUCCAGAAAGAUUGCAGGAGAGUUCAAAGUCCGUCAAUCCUGUGGUACAUAUGCAAACUAUUCAGGGUCCAGAGAAACCCAGCAGCCCUGCUCUGGUCAUAGAUCAAACGCUAUCCAGAAGUUCAGUGCUCAAUAGGAUGGCUGCAUCUGCAAAUAGGACCAACCUGGUUGAGCAGAAACAACAUGCAGUGCAAACCCCUUUAAAGUCUCAAUCCACACAGCCUGAGGAGUUAAAUAUGACACUACUCACUCCACCGCCAGAGUUUGAUGACUUUGACGAUUUUGACGAUUUUAUGGAACCCCCUCCUUCCAUGCCUCCACCUGACCCUCCCGUGAAAAAGGCACCAGCACCAACACCAGCACCAACACCAAAACCACCAACAACACCACCACCACCACCACCACCACCAAAAAAGAUCCCUCUACCUCCAUCUCAAGUUCCACCUCCUCCUCCAAAGGCCAAACCCCCACCAGCUCCAAAACUCCCACCUCCUGACAUUGAUGCAAAGCCAAAGCUGCAACCCCAGACCAAACUAAAAGCCGUCCCUCCUCAGCUACCAUCUAAUCUUUCACCCAGCCAGGCCACACUACAGAGCAUCUUACAAAAAAAGAUGUUGGAAAUGGACCACAAAAUGGCCACAGUGAAGGAGACAGCGUCCAGUUCUGAUGACUGGGGUGCCCCCUUGCCCGAGGAGGACUAUAAGGUCCCUGUUGUCCCCAGAGCCCGACCACAGAGCACGAAUUACCCUGUGGUCAACAAAGUACCAACCCUAAACAUGCAGGAGCUGGAGGAUAAAUUGGUCAGAAAAUAUCAGGAGUCUUCCUCAAUGAAAGUUCCCACCAGCAACGGAACGCAGUCAAAACAUCAGUAUGGUAUGACCUUUACAGUUCGGCCUGGAACCAAACAGCCCAUAACCCUCGUCAGUAAAGGGGAGCCUUAAUGUGUUAAUGGGAAAGUGGUUCUUGUGUUAAGCACAACUGUGUGUGAUUGGAUAAUGUGACCAUGCAUCAUAAGUACAAUGUGGGGGGGGAGGGGGCACUUUGAACAAAUGUGGUUAGCAAAUACGUUAAGAAUGUUUUAUAACAACGGUCUUCUCAGUUCUGAAUGUUCUCUAAAGGUAUUUCUCAAUUUGGAGGACGCACUUUCAAUGUCAAAUGUUUUGGUUUUGUAUUUUAUGUUUUUAAAGUAUCAGUCUGGUGGACAAUUUAUUUUAGCUGCUGCUGUUUAAUCAGCGUAGAUGUAUAUAUUCCAUACACAUAAGUUAGAAUUAGUGCCAAUGGCAGAAUGGUUAAAUUCACAAGACAAUAUUCAAAGUUAUCCAAAGCUGAGUGAAAAUAAAACAUCUGAAUAAAGUCUGACAGAUGUAUCCGUAAUCUUGAUUAUAUAAUACAAAAAUAAUGUACAGUACAAUUAUUGUGGUUCAUGCUGUAGUCGCAUGUCCAAUAACAGAAAUGUUCUUUCACUGUUACAUGUACAAUAUGCUAGGUCCUCUGGGGUGAAGCAAACAGCUAAUUCAGACAAGUGUGUUUCAGUUGGAUUGUUUCUCAUAUUUAUUGAUCCAGGAAAUGUUUUUCCCUCUGAGUUAUUUGACUGUAAAAUGGGUGUUUAUGCAUCUACACUCAUGCUGUAAAUAUAUCAGUUUAUAUAUUAAUAACUUAAAAUAUGUAAGAUGCAAUUGUAUGUACAUGUUAAGGUUGUAUAAUCAAAGUAUUUAAAAUAGAGGUUAUAAAGUCUUAAAACAGAGACGUUCAUCUAUUCCAAAUGUUGUCCAAAAACUAACUGGAAAAUAAAUUCAAGCA
This is a messenger RNA of Notothenia coriiceps (black rockcod), 3405 nucleotides long. Its product is annotated as extensin. Lineage: Eukaryota; Metazoa; Chordata; Actinopteri; Perciformes; Nototheniidae. The transcript is spliced from 5 exons. Bases 159 to 2546 code for a protein of 795 amino acids. The record is from RefSeq and is a predicted model, not a curated record.